Molecule: messenger RNA, 1531 nt
Organism: Drosophila serrata
Lineage: Eukaryota; Metazoa; Arthropoda; Insecta; Diptera; Drosophilidae
Gene: Strip
Product: striatin interacting protein
Biological process (GO): cytoskeleton organization
Cellular component (GO): cytosol
Source: RefSeq, a predicted model, not a curated record
AGCCUGGCCGAUAUGCAGAUCAAAAAGGAGGAGGACAUUGCCAGGAAUCCGAUUUCCACUCACGAGGAUGAGAUCAAAUUGACGCCGGCCGAGGUGCUGUAUCAGGCAAUUCUGCCCAACCUACCGCAAUAUAUGAUCGCGCUGCUUAAGGUCCUGUUGGCGGCAUCACCCACCUCCAAGUCCAAAACGGAAAGCAUCAACAUAAUGGCCGAUGUGCUGCCAAAGAUGCCCCUGACGGCCACACAGUCUACGAAGCUAACAGUAGACAUGGGCCGCCACAAGGAGAUCAUCGUGAAGGCAGUGUCGGCCAUCAUUCUGCUCUACCUGAAACACUUCAAGAUAAACCAUGUCUACCAGUUUGAGUUUAUGUCCCAGCACCUAGUCUUUGCCAACUGCAUCCCGCUCGUCCUAAAGUUCUUUAACCAAACGAUCACCGAGUACGUGAACACCAAGAACUCCAUUCCGCUGUUGGACUUUCCAUCCUGCGUCAUUGGCGAACAGCCGGAUUUGAGCGGCGACAGCUUUGUUUACGGCGGAGAGAUGUCCGACAAGCCGUACUCAUGGCGGAACGUUUUCUCCUGCAUCAACCUGCUGCGGAUUCUUAAUAAGCUGAUCAAGUGGAAGCACUCGCGCGUCAUGAUGCUGGUGGUGUUCAAGUCGGCCCCGAUCCUGAAGAAGACACUCAAGGUGCGCCACGCCAUGAUGCAGCUGUACGUACUCAAGCUGUUAAAGAUGCAGACCAAGUACUUGGGCCGGCAGUGGCGGAAGUCGAAUAUGAAGACCAUGAGUGCAAUAUACUCUAAGGUGCGGCAUCGCCUGAACGACGACUGGGCGUUUGGAAAUGACCUGGAAUCGCGUCCGUGGGACUUCCAGGCGGAGGAGUGCACGCUGCGGGCCUGCGUGGACCGGUUCAAUCUGCGACGCUAUCCGGAGGCCACACAGAAGUGCGGUAAUAAUGGCACCGCGGCCCAGAAUGCGGAGAAUGCCCAGCAAUCGAAUAUGAUGGCGGGCAAUAAUGGUAUAGGCAAUAACGGAUCCGAUGUCAAUGGCUAUGGGAAUAAUGGCGGCGGAGGCGGUGGCAACAACGGCGGUCACAAUCAGCAGCAGCAGCAGCAGCUUAACGAUUACGGCGUGGAGGGCGGUUUUCCCAGCGACGAGAUCCUAACUCACUCGGACUUUGCCUUCUUUGGCCACUCCGGGUGGUGGGAUCGCAAGGUCGAGCUGACGGACUACUUCAAGGCCAACUAUGCGGUAUGGUUGGAGGAGGAGGUCUACAAUAGUCAAACCGACUGGGAUGCCCUCUAAUCCCAUGGCUCCUGUAACAUGCGCAUCUUAUAAGCAAAAAGUUAUUACCAUAAUUGUAAGCAUAAUAAAGAUACAUUGAUAUAAUCCAUGUAGCCCGCGACAUAGGAUGCGAAGAACUCACUGAAAUUGGCAAUAAAUUGGCAAGUCACGACGGACUCUCAUCCAUUUCACUAACUUAAAACAAACUAACUAACUAGCCUACAUGCCUGUAUAUUUAACUAUUAUA